Messenger RNA from Drosophila navojoa, 7125 nucleotides. RefSeq names its product trithorax-related (gene trr). Gene Ontology annotation, cellular component: nucleus; MLL3/4 complex. The record is from RefSeq and is a predicted model, not a curated record. Gene Ontology annotation, biological process: positive regulation of transcription by RNA polymerase II. NCBI's taxonomy places the organism in Eukaryota, Metazoa, Arthropoda, Insecta, Diptera, Drosophilidae. Gene Ontology annotation, molecular function: transcription coactivator activity; protein binding; histone H3K4 methyltransferase activity.
UAUUUUUCUUCAUAUAUUAUCACUGGUUAAAGUUUAGGAUACCCUGCGCAUACACGAAAAAUAAUUUUUUUGUCUAAAUAGUGUAUGUUUUGAAACAUUCUCUAUAUGUACAUACAAACAAAUAGAACUCCAUAUCCAAGUGCAUUAAGCAACAAUUGCUAGCGUUUAAAUGUGUUUGGCCGCUUAGUUUGUUGUUAUGAAUAUAUCGAAAGUGACAACAUCGCUUGCUGCUGCGGCUGCUGCCGCCGAAAAAGCGAAACCCGAACGUGUAACAUCUGCAACGGCAGCGCUCAAUUUUAAUACAAUAUCCAUACAGAAGCGCAGCAGUGUGGACGACAACGAUGAUCCCAAUCGCAAGAAACUGAAGCGCGAUAUAGUUAUAUGCACGCCCACAACCAGUUUACCCGCCAAACAACGUGCAGCUACAGCUACAGCUACAGCUACAACAACAGCAACAACAACCACAGCAGCAACAACAGCGCCAGCAGCAACAGCAGGAGCAGUAGCUGCCGUGGUAGUAGCAGCAUCAUCAUCAUCAUCCACAAACAAAUUAACGGCGGACGAGUCACAAACAGCUAACAUCAGCAUUGGCGGCAAUUUCGUUAGUCACGCGAAUACCAAGUCAGAAGCUGCCGCUGCCGCUGCUGCUGCAGCAUCUUCAGGUGACGUCUGUUGGGAGCAGCGGGAUGAUCAAAUAAUAGUCUGUGAAAUGAACACCAUCAAGCCAGAGGAGUCGUCCAGCACCAACACGAACACCACCAACGCCACCAUCAUCAACAACAGCAACGCCAGCAGCAGCAACAGCAAUAGCAACAACCCAAAGCAAACUUAUGCCAGCUUUACCAAAAAAGAUGUCACAACAGCAUCAAUUUCCUCAUCCUCCUCCACAGCCUCCAUUAUAUCCAUUGAGUCGAGUGCUGAGCCGACGCCGAGCAACAGCAAUGAGCAGCCGCAGCCACAGUCGCAGUCUCAGCCGCCACCACAGCUGGGCAAGACGGUGACCAUUCAGGAGCUGGACUAUGUGCUGUUGCCAGCGACGACUACGGCUGAGCUGAAGCCAGCGGCAACGCAGCAACAUGAAGCAACAGUGACCAACAACAAUGCCACUGCCAGCAGUGCCAGCAGCAGCAGCAGCAGCAGCACCAUCACCACCACCAGCAAUAGCAUUGCCAGCAACAGCAGCAAUAGUAUUGGCAGCAGCAGCAUCAUUGCCACAAAGCUAACAACGUCCGCUCAGCUGCAGCCGGGCAGCUACAACAUGUUCAACAGCGGCACCGUAACGGGCGCUGGCACAGCGACGGCGACGGCAACAACAACGCUGCUCAAUCGCGUCAGCUUCCAGACCAAGUACAAGGGCCAACAGGUGAUGGUGAAUGCCAAGAAGCUGGCCGAGGGCACGCAGACAACGGCCAAGGUGUCCAUUGGCAACAAGAUGAUAUCGGUGCCGCUGGUCAAGCCCCAGAUUCUGCAGGGCGGCCAGUUUAUGAGUGCGAGCGGUGCGACAACGGCGGGCGGCGCCACCAUUGUGGAGAGCAAGCAGCCGGGCACGACGGUGACGACGGCAACGGUGACAGCCCAGCAGGCGCAGCAGCUCCAGCAACAUGCCCAUGCCCAACAUGCCCAGCAGCAACAACAACUAAACCUGAAGCUGGUCAAGUCGCGCAAGAACCCCACCACAAUCGUCUCCUUUGCCAAUGUACAGAUCAAGCCCGCCAAUACCAAAAUCGUCACCGCCAAGGUGGUCAGCAAGAAGAUGUCGCUGCAGUUCCAGCAGCAACAGCAACAGCAGCCCGGCACCGGCAGCAUUGUGACGAUAACCCCAACGAAUUCGGGGCAAACAUUUACCAUGCUGCAGCAGCAGCAGCAGCAGGACAAGCAGCAACACGAUGGCGAAGCACACGACCAGCAACAGCCGAAGACGAUUACCUACAGCGAGAACAUACAGAAGAUCUUGCUGAACAAGAGCAAGUCCAUGGAUGGUGGCGUUGUCAUCAAGCAGCUGGACAAGAGCCAGCUGCACUGCACGCCCAGCAUCAACAUAUUUAAGCAGCAGGCGCCACAGCAACAGCAGCAGCAGGGCGCCGCUGCUGGCGGGGAUGAGGCACUGCCGAAGCCAACGACCGGCGCCACGCUCUGCGCACGGCCCAUCAUCUCCAUACAGAAGAACAUCUCGCUGGUGGUGUCCAAGACGGCGAUGGGCCAGCAGAAGUCCAAGAUGAUCACCACAUCGGCGAACAGCGGUGCCACCCUGCAAAUGCAGCCCUUCAGCACGCUGGACGCCGAGACGGUGGGCAAGCUGCAGCUGAAGGCGCAGACGGUGAAGCUGGCCGAGGCAAAGGCCGAUGCUGUUGACGGUGAAGCGAAGCCGAAGCUGUUGCUGGUUAAGCAGGCGUCGGUGCCGGUUGAUAGCCACAAGGAGUUGCCAGCUGAACAGCAACAGGAGGAGCAGCAGCAACAGCAACAACAGCAGCAGCAGCAACAACAGCAGCAGCAACAACAGCAGCAACAGCAGCAGCAACAACAACAACAGCAGCAGCAACCGCAGCAGCAGCAGCAGCAGCAGCAGCAAUUGGGCAGCACCACCGAGAAACGCAUCACGUUGCACACGCGUGUGGAUGAUUCCAAUAAUGCGCUGCUCAAGCAAUUGCUGCAGAACAGCAGCAGCAGUAGCAGUAGCAAUAGCAGCAGCAAUAGCAGCAACACCAACAACAACAAUAGCAGCAGCAACAACAACAGCAGCCACAAUACGCUGCAACAGAUAUCGAUUACAUCGGCGCCGCUGUCGGCGCGUAAGGUCAUCAAUGUGCGAGCGCCGAGCAUGGGUCUGGUCAGUUCGCUGGAGGCGCAGCUGGCACGGCCCGUUAUACCGCCUGUGCCGGCAGCAGUGAGCAGCAGCAGUAACACGAGCGGCAGCGGCAGCUGUAAUACUAUUACCACAACAACUGCAACAAUGGUGGCAAUUAGUCAGGCGGCAUCGGCCACGCCUAUGCCCACAGCCACAGCCACACCGACACCCACACCCACGCCAGCUGUCGAGCAGCAGCAGCAGCAGACAACAGUGACAGCGCCGCCCAUUGCAGCAGCAGCAACAGUGGCUGUUGCACCGCCAGCGCCACAGCUCAAGCAAUCGGUGCAAAUUGUAUCCAAGGAGACAUCCUUCAUAUCCACACCCGUUUCUGCCUCCGCUGCCUCAGCUGCAGCCGCCGCCGCCGCUGCUCCACUGCCGCCGCCGCCGCCGUACGAGCUGAGCACAGGGCACGUCUCGAAUGUGACCAUUUCCAUCACCACGAAGCCCAGCAAGGAGCUGCACAAGCUGAACAAGCUGGAGACGCAGGACGACACGGAGCCGGAGAAGCAGCAGCAGCAGCAACAGCAACAGCAGCAUCUAUCGCUACAUCAGCAACAAAUGCUGCCACAACAACAGCAACAGCAACCGCCAGCAUCCGCAUCAGCAGCAACAACAAUCACAGCUCUGGCUGAGCCCAAGGCCGGGGAGCAGCGUAAGCGACGAAAGCGCGAGGCUCAGAGACCUCGGCGCACCAAUGCGAAUACCGCUGCUGGCCCUGCAGCCGCUGCUGCUGCUGCUGCUGCGGCGGCGGCGGCCGCUGCUGCUGCCAGUAGCAACCUUCGCGACAUGCCCGGCACGUUGCCAGCCGGCGCUGUGGUGCAGCUGACCGAUAUGCCGGGCAAUGUGCAACUGGGCGGGCCGAUGGCCAGCGGCGGAGCCGGCGGUGGCAGUGGCAGCGGGGGGCAUUUACUGACGGGCAGCGGCUCCGGCAUGAGCUCACCCAUGCUGAAGAAGCGCGUGCGCAAGCUGUCCAAGGUGGAGGAGGAUCACGAUGCAUUUACCGAGAAGCUGAUGACGCACAUCCGACAGAUGCAGCCGCUGCAGGUGCUCGAACCGCUGCUCAAUCGAAAUUUCCUCAUCGGCCGCGGGCCCUGCUUCGGCAACAACGGCAGCCACAACGGCGGCAGCGGCGCCGGCGGCGGCAAGCUGAAGGCCAUAUCGCGUGCUCUGCAGCUGCAGCGCCAGCUGGACGAUGGCGGCAGCGUCGACUGCGAUCAGUUGCUCGGCCGCAUCGGAUAUCUGAGACACCCGAGCAUCAAGUCGUUGUACGACAGCGAACGCUUCGGCGGCAGCGGCGACAGCUCGACGGGCAGCAGCAAUGGCAACAGCGGCAGCAGCAACAGUCUGAAUUCUGGUUCCAUGUCGAGCAUACAGAACGAUUUUUACGAUCAGGAGUUCUCGACGCACAUUCAGCGCAAUCCGCGCGAGCGACUGCAGCGCUUGAUGGCCGCCGUGCGCGAUUGCAAUCUGGAGACGACGGAUCUCAUUGAGCAGCAGCAACAACAUCCGCCGCAGCACCAGCAUCCGACUCCUGCCAAUCGCCUGGAUGGUCCGGUGGCCUGGUCGCGCAUCAGCCGCUAUCCGGGCCUGGUGCUGCUCAACACCAACAGCAAUCAGCGCUGUGCUCCCGGCCGCAUGUCGCCGGUGGCUCUGGCCAUGGAUGCGACGACGAUGCGGACGCCAGUGUCGCCGAUUUUGCGCAACUGUGCCGAGGAGUUACGCAAGGCGCAGCAGCUGGAACUGGGCAUGGGCGUGGGCCACAAUAGCAGCAACAGCACCGGCACCGGCAGCAGUUGCAGCAAUAGCAUCAACAACAACAACAACAACUACCAGCAGAAGAACCAAAAUGUGAUACUCUCGCUGCACAGCUCGGCAACGGACAACAUUGCCGGCGUGCUGCGGGACUUGGCCAAUCUGUUGCACCUGACGCCCGCCUUAACCUGCAAACUGAUCGAUGCCACCGCCGCGGACAAGGCCAAGGAGCCGAGCGAGCCGGAGCCGGGCCAGGGCGUGGCUCAAUCUGCCGCCACUGCCACUCACACUAGUCAGGGCAAUCUACGCAAAAUACUCACCGGGCAGCGUAAACUGUGCCGGGGCUGCGGCAGCAUCAUUGCCGCCUUCGGGCUGCGUGUGCCGUACCAGAAUCUGCCCGAGGAGCAGCCGUCGCCCACGCUGGCAAUGCUGCGCUCGCUGCUGCCGCGCAAAUCCCCGCCGCCGCCGUACGCCUACUUCUGCAAUCGCAGUUGCUAUGCGCAGUACAAGUGGCGCGGCAAGGAGGAGCCGGCGGAGGAGGAAGCGACGACAGCGUCAGCGACAGCUGCAGCUACAGCAGGGGGAACGGCUGCGGGAGCGGGUGCAGCGGCAGGCGCAACACCUGCUUCAACUGCGCCGUCGGCAGCGGGUGAUACAUUCAUGACCAUGCUGCCCAUCGAUAAGGUGGAGCCCGAAGAUGUCGAUAUGGAGCAACAGCAACAGUCGCAGUCGCAGCAGCAACAGUCGCAGCAACAGCAACAGCAGCAGUUAAAGAGUGAAUCGGAGCCAACGCCGCCGCCCGUGAAGCGCAAGUGCAUCAUCAAGUACUACAGCGCCGACUGCUUCGCAGCCUCGCCUGACUCUGCAGCCAUCAAGCAGGAGAACGAAGCGGCUGCGCCCAAUAACACCGUCUGGGAGACAGACUUCAAUCCGGACACGCUGGAGGAUCUGCGCCAGUGCGUCUUCUGCAAUCAGCGCGGCGAUGGCAAAGCCGAUGGACCCUCGCGCCUGCUCAACUUCGAUGUGGAUAAAUGGGUCCAUUUGAAUUGUGCUCUGUGGUCCAAUGAUGUCUAUGAGACCGUCUCGGGCGCAUUGAUGAACUUUCCGAUGGCCCUGCAGUCGGGGUUGAAUCAGGCGUGCAGCGCCUGCCAUCAGCUGGGCGCCACCAUCAAGUGCUUCAAGUCGCGCUGCAGCAAUCUCUAUCACCUGCCGUGCGCGAUCAAGGAGGAGUGCAUCUUCUACAAGAACAAGUCGGUGCACUGCAGCGCCCAUGCGGCCAAUAGCUCGGCGGGCGUCACUGAGAACGAGCUCAGCUCGUUUGUGGUGCAUCGCCGGGUGUUUGUCAAUCGUGACGAGAACCGUCAGGUGGCCACGGUCAUGCACUACUCGGAGCUGAGCAAUCUGUUGCGGGUCGGCAACAUGACCUUCCUCAAUGUGGGCCAGCUGCUGCCGCAUCAGCUGGAGGCCUUCCAUACGCCCCACUACAUAUAUCCCAUUGGCUACACGGUGAGUCGCUAUUAUUGGUGCGUGCGCCGGCCGAAUCGUCGCUGUCGUUAUGUCUGCACCAUUGCCGAGGUCGGCUGCCGGCCCGAGUUUCGCAUCCAGGUGCAUGACGGCAACGACAAGGAGCCGGAACGUGAGUUCCGGGACAGCACACCGUCGGCCGUCUGGCAGCAGAUCCUGCAGCCCAUACAGCGCCUGCGCAAGGAGCACAAGUGGCUGCAGCUCUUCCCGCAGCACAUUAGCGGCGAGGAUCUGUUUGGCCUGACCGAGCCGGCCAUUGUGCGCAUCCUGGAGAGUUUGCCCGGCAUUGAGACGCUCACCGAUUAUCGCUUCAAAUACGGACGCAAUCCGUUGCUGGAAUUCCCGCUGGCCAUCAAUCCGUCCGGUGCGGCACGCACCGAGCCCAAGCAGCGCCAGCUGCUCGUCUGGCGCAAGCCGCACACCCAACGCACCGCCGGCAGCUGCAGCACCCAGCGCAUGGCCAACUCGGCGGCGAUUGCGGGCGAGGUGGCGUGCCCGUACAGCAAACAGUUUGUGCACUCCAAGAGUUCGCAGUACAAAAAGAUGAAGCAGGAAUGGCGCAACAAUGUCUACCUGGCACGCUCGAAGAUCCAGGGCCUGGGCUUGUAUGCGGCACGCGACAUCGAGAAGCACACGAUGAUCAUUGAGUACAUUGGCGAGGUAAUACGCACUGAAGUCUCGGAGAUACGUGAGAAGCAAUACGAGUCAAAGAAUCGUGGUAUUUAUAUGUUCCGCCUGGAUGAGGAUCGCGUUGUCGAUGCCACAUUGAGCGGCGGCCUAGCGCGCUAUAUCAAUCACUCCUGCAAUCCCAAUUGUGUGACCGAGAUCGUUGAGGUCGAUCGUGAUGUGCGCAUCAUAAUAUUCGCUAAGCGCAAGAUCUAUCGAGGCGAAGAGCUCUCGUAUGAUUACAAGUUUGAUAUUGAGGAUGAUGCACAUAAAAUACCCUGCGCUUGUGGUGCGCCCAAUUGUCGCAAGUGGAUGAAUUAAAUACCAGUAAAGAA